AACAAAAUUGAAAUCCCGAAAUUACCCUCGGAUCCCUCCACUAGAAGUAGAACCCUAAAGCCCAGCAAUGGCCAAAUUCCCUAUCCUUUCACAAAACACAGACGCUACUGCCAUUACUAUUGCCAAAUGAAAAGCACGAGAAUGAAAUGACCUCUGUGAAAAAACCCAACACUAAUUCAAUCCCUUAAAUCCCUCAAAAAUGUCCUCUUUAACAACCAAAAUCCCCUCCAGGUCCCUGGUUCGGCUCUUCGCUCCCACCUCCGCUACUCCAAGACCACCACUCUCUCGGACCCUAUGCGCGCCCACCGCAUCCACCGAGACUCGAACCCAGAAACUCGAACGAAUCGCCGACGAGCUUCUUGACCUGACGAAGAUCGAGAGGUAUGACUACACAAUCCUCUUCAGGCUCAAAAUGGGUCUCAACAGGUACGGUCCAGCGGUCUCUGCACCCAGCUCGACCGGUUCGGCAUCCUCCGGAUCUGGGUCGGCGUCCGGAGACGCCAAGAUGGCAGAGAAGACGGCGUUCGACAUCAAGCUGGAGAAAUUCGACGCGGCGGCGAAGAUCAAGAUCAUAAAGGAGGUGAGGACGUUCACUGAUUUGGGUCUGAAGGAGGCCAAAGAGUUGGUUGAGAAGGUCCCUGUUGUGUUGAAGAAGGGCUUGACUAAAGAGGAGGCUGGUCCGAUUGUUGAGAAGCUCAAAGAGUUAGGUGCUACUGUGGUAUUGGAAUAACUUAGCUCUACACUUUUUUUUUUUUUUUGUUUUUUUUUUGGUUGCCUCUCAGUUUUUCAUUGUUGUAGAAUAAAAAUUAUUCUUUAGCUUAAUGAUAAAUGAGAAAGAAAAAAAAUUAAUUUUUGAGCAUUAAGAA
Ziziphus jujuba (common jujube) is the source of this 866-nucleotide messenger RNA. RefSeq lists its product as uncharacterized. The record is from RefSeq and is a predicted model, not a curated record. The transcript has a single exon. Bases 200 to 730 code for a protein of 176 amino acids. NCBI's taxonomy places the organism in Eukaryota, Viridiplantae, Streptophyta, Magnoliopsida, Rosales, Rhamnaceae. Gene Ontology annotation, cellular component: ribosome. Gene Ontology annotation, biological process: translation. Gene Ontology annotation, molecular function: structural constituent of ribosome.